CGGCAAGUGCCAAAAGAAAAAAGGAAGAUCACCCAUGCAUCCUCCAGGCUCCAGCUCUGCAUUUCUGGUCUCCGCCACGCCACAAAAACCAAGGAUUGAUUCAAACUCGUCCCACCAAUCUUUCCCAUUGAUUCGAUUUGCUCAUCUCAUCCCCUCCUCAAACCCUAGCUUCUACUAGUACUCCUCCUCAUCGAUCGCCGGCUCGCCGCUCUCCAACUCGCACCAAGCCCGAAUGGCGCCUCCGUCGUGGGUGAUCCUGAGCUGCGAGCCGCGGGUGUGCGGCGGCGGCGACGACCCCGUCCUGCCGCAGGGAGCCGACGUCGCCCUCUCCCUCGCCGCGCCGCCGCGCGUCGCGGUGCUCUCGGUGUCCCGGCGCGUCUCGCCGGCCGAGGUGGACCCCUGCGCCAGGUGCAAGUCCCCCUUCGUCCUCGCGCUCGACCCCUCCGCGGGGCUCGUCCUCCUCGUCGCGCCGCCGCCACCGUCCCCCGACGACUCCGGCGACCUGCGGUCCUGGACCGACCGCGACGGCAACGAGCGCACGUUCCGCGUCAGCCUCAUCCCGCGCCCGCUCUACUUCGUCUGCGACGUCGCCGCCGCCACCGCCUCCCACGUCCCCGACCCGGAGCGCCUCAUCUUCAACAACGACCUCGGUGUCAUCGCCGCGCCAGGAGGAGGCCGGGGGAACUACAUGGUCGUCGAGCUCCAGACCAUCGUCGGCGAUGACGAGGCCACCCUGCUCUGCUUCUCGUCCGUGACCGGCGAGUGGGAGGAGAAGGACGUCGGCAACCCACUGCCGAGCUGGAUCUGGACCUUCUAUGACAUCAUCUGUCACGACGGCAAGCUCUGGUGGGUGGACACCGCGGCGGGCCUCCUCUUGUGCGAUCCGUUCGCCGAUGAGCCGGACAUGAAGUACGUUCCACUGGAGGACAAGGAGGACGACCUCCAAUCUGAAGACGAAGACGAUGACGAUGGCUGCGGCUACUGCGCCGAGAGAGUGCUCGCCACCGGCCGCAUCGUGCAGCUGAUCGACGGCAAGUUCAGGUGUGUGGAGGUGAGCUCUCCAAGCCACGGCGCCGCUCCCGAGGUCUCCAUGCGCACGCUGGUUAAUCCAGAGACCGCGGAGUGGGCGCCUGAGUACACGGUGAGCUUCGCCGACAUCUGGGCCAGCGAGAGCUACAAGGCGACCGAGCUGCCGGAGAAGGCCCCUCAACUCAGGAACGCGUUCGUCCACCCCAUGAACCCGGACGUGCUGUACUUCUUCCUGAAGAAGCAUAUCUUGGGCGUCGACGUGCGCGCGAGGAAGGUCGUGGAGUACGAGGCCCGCGACUCUUCUGAAAGCGUUCUUCCAUGGAAACUCCCACCCGCGCUCUCCGCAGGUCUGUCCCAGGAAGGUGCUGCCAAUGGUGUGAAUGAUGGAGUGCCAUCUGCAUCGCCGACUUCGCUGCCGUCUGAUCCCAAAGGAGCCUAGAGUGGGUCCUUGUGACUGAUAGCCCGUUGGCAUUUGGAAUGUUCUUCGCCUCCCUCUUGAGAAUGGCUGCAGUGUUUGCUUAUUCCUGUCCGUGAUGUCUUAAUUUAAGUUUUUUGUGAGGGGCGAUGAAUUGCUUUACUUGUGUGAACGGUAUU
Molecule: messenger RNA, 1623 nt
Organism: Oryza sativa Japonica Group (Japanese rice)
Lineage: Eukaryota; Viridiplantae; Streptophyta; Magnoliopsida; Poales; Poaceae
Source: RefSeq, a predicted model, not a curated record